GUGUUUACUCCUAGGCAUGCGUGUAACUUUAUAUCUUAAUGUCCAUGCACACAAUGUAUAAGGAUGUUAUGUGCAGUUAUCCCAGAAGCUUAUAAAAGGAGUGGUGUUACACUUCAUCUUCAUUCAACUCAACGGAUGGUUACAUGCAUGAUGGCUACUAACGUACGAGCACUGCAGACUGUCAGCUUCUUGCUGAUGCUAGCAAUCACUGUGAAUGCUAGGGUGGUUUCAGAGCAAGUACGAGGACAAGAAGACAAUGGGGAAAUGUCGAGAGAGUUUUUCAAACAAGGACAUAUUGGUGAUGGUGACAUUGAUCAAAUAAAGAAAGAAAUUUUGGCGCUGCUACUGAAUGAUCAAGAAACCAAAGCUCAAGCUCCCUCGCAAUUGCAAAGCCUGAAGACCUCGACAUAAAAAAAGAAGAAAUGGACCCUGAAUACAGACCAACUAGCAAACCAGAAGAAGCUCAAGCUCAAGAUGGCAUGUACAAUCCAGAUCUCUUUGAAGGAGACCUCAAGAUUUCAGAUAAACAGAUAAAGGCCGCGUACAGAAAGUUUUCAGACGCUGAGCUUCAGAAGGCUACAAGUGACGUCAAUAAACUAUGGGAACUAGGAUAUGUCUACUACGACUUGGAUGAAUCAGUUGACUAUCAUACGCGAACUAUCAUACGAGGUGCAAUGGACGAAUAUGAGCAACACACGUGUCUAAGGUUCUACCUUAAAACCCCUACAACUACUUGGAUUACACAGUUUAUUCAUUUUCAAAGCAGCGACCGAGGGUGUUAUUCCACCUCAGUUGGGCAAGCACUCAGUAUGCAAACAAUCAAUCUUGACAGCAUAGGUUGUGCUACGCAUAGUACAGUUCUACAUGAAAUUGGUCAUGCGAUCGGUUUUUGGCAUGAGCAAAGUAGACCGGACAGAGACAACUACGUUACGAUAAACUGGGACAAUAUCAAAGCAGGCAAGGAACAUAAUUUUAAUUUACGCCACAAAGUUGAUUACCAAGAUGAAGAGUACGACUAUGCUUCAAUUAUGCAUUAUCAAUUGGAUGCCUUCACCAGAAGUUAUCAGAAAACGUUGAGCAUUAACAAUUUUGAGAAAUUAAUUGAACAAGGAUUCCCUGCUGUUGGGCACGGAGAACACCUCAGUCCAGGUGAUAUCAGGCAGGUGAAUAAACUGUACGAUUGUUAUAACCCAUCCGGUUACUGGGGAAGACUACGUGUUCAUGUACAUAAAGCGACUGGGCUACCUUCUGACACGUACUAUGCUGACGUGGCUGCUAUUUACACUUACGGAACUACUGGUUAUGGAGUGCAGUCGUUUCCAUCAACAAAAUUGUCCAAUAAUUAUCCAGCUGACUAUACAUGGACAUAUGUACAUACAACCGCUAAUCAAAAAAACUGGCGCUACUUCAGGAUAUGGAUAACGAAUGAGGAGGGAGAUACAGUGAUUAGUCGGCAAACCAUAUGGAUCAAAACUUCAGGAGUAAAAGUUGAAGAUUCGUACUGCUUGAAAGAUGAGCAAGAUGUGGAGCGCAUGAAAUGUGUCUACUUCAACUACGAAAUCGUUUGAAAAAUAACAAACAAGAAAUACGUUACUUACAUUGUAGCUACCAAACUCUGUAGCAUUUAUUUCAGCUGACUUAAUUGUGUGUAGACAGUAGUUAUGAAGUAUUCAACGUGUGUAUAGACUGAACUUCAGUAGAGCUCUCACAUUCAUACGUUUCUGUUGCUAUAGCUACAUGAACGUAACAGCAUAGCCUUAUCAGUUUUAAUUUGUUGCUAGUGUUUUUCAGAGUAUAAAACAUGUUGUGUUUAGC
This is a messenger RNA of Halichondria panicea, 1815 nucleotides long. Its product is annotated as zinc metalloproteinase nas-4-like. Gene Ontology annotation, biological process: proteolysis. The record is from RefSeq and is a predicted model, not a curated record. The coding region runs from base 423 to 1568 and encodes 381 amino acids. Gene Ontology annotation, molecular function: metalloendopeptidase activity; zinc ion binding. Lineage: Eukaryota; Metazoa; Porifera; Demospongiae; Suberitida; Halichondriidae. The transcript has 2 exons.